GCAGUGAAGUCAUUUUCCUUCAUCUCCUCCUUUUAAGCUGGCAUUUUUGGGAGGGAGGGCCCUGUGAAGCAUAUACAAACUCUCUGUCAAGCAUCCACACUCGUCCCACAAGCUGUACCACAGGCCAGCUGAGAAGCCUCCUUAUCCUUCACACAGAACAGGACAUUGAAGUAACCUGACAUCAAGAUGGCAGCAAAGGGAGUCGGCAUGGCUAACAAAGGUCCAGCCUACGGUAUGAGCCGGCAGGUUCAGGAAAAGAUUGACAGCAAGUAUGACCCUGAGCUGGAGAUGAUCUUGGUGGAGUGGAUUAACCGCCAGUGUGGAUCUGGUGUGGGCAGGCCGGAAGCAGGCAAACUGGGCUUCCAGGCAUGGCUGAAAGAUGGAUGUAUUCUAAGUGAGCUGAUCAACAGUCUGUGCAGUGGAGAGAAGCCUGUGAAGAAAAUCCAGAGCUCAUCCAUGGCUUUCAAACAGAUGGAGCAGAUUUCCCAGUUCCUUAACGCUGCUGAGAAAUACGGAGUCACCAAAACGGACAUGUUCCAGACUGUGGACCUCUGGGAAGCUAAGGACAUGGCAGCAGUGCAGAGGACCCUGUCAGCUCUGGGCAGCUUGGCCAUCACCAAGAAUGAAGGCACAUACAAUGGAGAUCCUAACUGGUUCUUCAAGAAAGCCCAGGAGAAUAAGCGAGACUUCAGCGACGAGCAGAUGAAGGCAGGGAAAAAUGUCAUUGGCCUACAGAUGGGGUCCAAUAAGGGUGCCAGCCAGGAAGGCAUGAGCUACGGAAGACCACGACAGAUCCUCUAAAACCAUUGAGCCUCCGAAGACCAAAAUAUCUUCAGCCCGUCAACCACAGACCACAGUUGAGAGAGAUAUUUCCAUCUUUGCCUGUAAACUAUCUAAUUGGUCCUGUAAUUAAUAAUAGCUUUUCAACUUCAGAAUUUGUUAAGACUCUAAUAUUCCAGCCCCUCUGGUCUUACCACUUGCUGUGAACGGGUGAAUAUGCCCACUGGUGACCAUGACACCUUUCACCUUGCUUUGUCUUUCCCACUUAAGUCCAGAAAAAAAACUGUACUCUUAAGAAAAUCUGAACUCUGUAAAAUAGU
This is a messenger RNA of Thalassophryne amazonica, 1100 nucleotides long. RefSeq names its product transgelin (gene tagln). NCBI's taxonomy places the organism in Eukaryota, Metazoa, Chordata, Actinopteri, Batrachoidiformes, Batrachoididae. The coding region runs from base 187 to 801 and encodes 204 amino acids. The transcript is spliced from 6 exons. The record is from RefSeq and is a predicted model, not a curated record. Gene Ontology annotation, molecular function: protein binding.